Drosophila santomea is the source of this 857-nucleotide messenger RNA. RefSeq names its product vitamin K-dependent protein C. The record is from RefSeq and is a predicted model, not a curated record. Gene Ontology annotation, biological process: proteolysis. Gene Ontology annotation, molecular function: serine-type endopeptidase activity. The transcript has 3 exons. Bases 9 to 800 code for a protein of 263 amino acids. NCBI's taxonomy places the organism in Eukaryota, Metazoa, Arthropoda, Insecta, Diptera, Drosophilidae.
UUAAGAAGAUGACUGCGGGAUUGUGGUGUUUUUUGUUCACUUUGUUGCUGGCACAUCGAGGAUCGGCCCAUUUCUUAGACUCACGCUGCUCGAGCCGCAACGUGAACAAGUCACCUUCAUGGGACACACCUUGGAUGGCAGUUAUUGCAUCGCCCACAAGGAAUUGCAGCGGAAUGCUUAUCUAUAAUCAACAUGUCAUAACAUCUGCUAGUUGCGUUUCGGAUCCACGCUAUAGCACCGUUUGGCUGGGAAAUGUUGGCAAUUUACGGGAACAUCAAAGGAGAGGUGUAAAGUACUCCAUUCAAACCGUCUAUACUCACAAACUGUACAACAAACAGUACUUCGAGUAUGAUAUAGCUAUACUCGUGUUGGAGGGUCCUGUGACUUAUCAAAGAAGCAUACUGCCGAUAUGCAUUUCGUUGGAUACAAAAAAAAAGUUAGAAAAUUUGAAAGCCAACCGAUGGGGCUUAUUCGAACAAAGUAUUUUCCCAAGAACAAACACCGUUAGAAUUCUGAAUGUAAGACAGUGUCGCCAGUCAUUCGGAAUAACUAUCAAAAAAUCGCAGAUAUGCGCUGGCUUUAGAAACAGUAGAAAAUGCACGGAGCCAGGAAGUCCUUUGGUACAGGAGAUGACUGUUUCGAAAAAAAUUUGGAACACACUUAUCGGAAUUCAGAGCGGUGGCAGUUUGCAGACAUGUAUAUACAAUAAAAUCUCGAACUACAUUGACUGGAUUGUGGGAAUCGUGCUGAGUGUAGAUAUUAUACUCCCCACCAAUUCUAGCAAUUUUGUAAACCUCUAAACAAAUUACAAUUUUUAAUGUAUCCUAGAUAUAUGUAGGUACCACCUUAAUAUAAGU